AUGGAGCAGAAUGAAGAAACUAGUCUUUCAGAGCGCUUCAAGUCCGCUCUUUGGCUAUACAUCGGCAAAAUCGUGGACGAAGAGACUAUCAAGCUGGGUGUCAACACCACGCCCCAGUUCAUAGGGGCUCUGACAGAAAUGGUCUGGGCGCAGAUAGAGACUGUAAGCCACGAUUUGGAAGCGUUUGCGAGACAUGCUGGGCGCUCGACCAUCAACGUAUCCGAUGUGAUGCUCCUUGCUCGAAGAAACGAGGGUCUAGAAUCAAUCCUGCGUGCUUUUGUUGAUCAGCAGCGGGAACAGGCAGGCGAUUCGAGGGCCCAGGGGUCCGAAUCUGAGUAG
Monascus purpureus is the source of this 339-nucleotide messenger RNA. Lineage: Eukaryota; Fungi; Ascomycota; Eurotiomycetes; Eurotiales; Aspergillaceae. The record is from the annotation of a GenBank genome assembly.